Penicillium digitatum Pd1 is the source of this 327-nucleotide messenger RNA. Lineage: Eukaryota; Fungi; Ascomycota; Eurotiomycetes; Eurotiales; Aspergillaceae. The record is from RefSeq and is a predicted model, not a curated record.
AUGAUUGUGGAGGCAGACGAAAUAGCUUGGGAAUAUAACAUCCUCGCUAGUGGGGCUAAUUGGGUUCUGCUGGCUGGCUAUCUCGUUGUUCCAGGGACCUUUACCUCUUUGCAAAAGUCGAAUACAGUCAAUGACAGUCUUUCUAAGAAUACUGCUGGAAGUGCAAUCCUCAAUACUAUUCAAAACCCACCACUCCUAGCCAUUUCAUGUGUUCUGUUCGUACUCGGCACGGCAAUAAUGGGCUGGCUGUUCAAUAGACACAGUACCAACUAUAUAUGGCUGGCAAACCGGCUCUUUAUGUGUGUCAUUCACCACUAUCGCAGCUAG